Messenger RNA from Cylicocyclus nassatus, 414 nucleotides. The record is from the annotation of a GenBank genome assembly. NCBI's taxonomy places the organism in Eukaryota, Metazoa, Nematoda, Chromadorea, Rhabditida, Strongylidae.
AUGGGCGACGAUGGACGUCAAGCGCCACAGGACACCUGCGAAGAUUUACACGAGGAAGAGGUGUUUGCGGAGGAAAUGGCACCGGCGCAACCCGAAUCUCUUCGAUUGGAUCGACGCGAUCUACGGAGCAUUCUGGAGGCUAUCAGAGUUACGGACCCUAGGCUGAACGAGUUUCUCGAAUCUGUGAAACGCAAAGAGGAGUCUACUUCAAGGAAGAGAAAAGCGGCUCCACCCCCUUCCUUUCGAAAGCAGGAAGCAGCUUGGCCACCCGCCUUCCGCUCUUUCCAGUACGAAACCGAAGGCCCCUCGUCUUUCCCAAGCUACGACAGUCGCUUCAAGACCCACCAUGGAUACCAACCGUAUUUCGAAAGAAAUCGCAUGCGCAGACAGGAGUACUCCCCGCCGCAUCGCUAG